AUGGGCGAAGACGCAACUACACCCCCGGAAACCACCUCCCUCUCAUCGUCUCGGCCCAUCUACACGCGUGAACAACUGUCCACAUACGUUUCAACAUGCAUUGCGCCUUCAAAGGAUUACACUCUUGCGACACUCGAGUCCGAGAUCAAGACAGACCCCCUGGCAGCGCUGUCAACCCUGCAGCUCCGUCAGAUGGCCUUUAAUCCAUGGGGAAACGUUGCACUGCAUUAUUCGUGGCACCGCGUCCUGUCGCUCGACCAUGAGGCAUUAUAUCACAAGCUCGUCGAGCGAAGGUUGGGUGGCUAUUGUAUGGAAAACAACGCUUUUUUCAGCACCAUCCUCCGAUCCCUAGGCUAUCAGCUGUAUGUGACGGGGGCAAGGGUCAGUCUCGCUUUAAGCGGGGACUCAGUCGAUCCUGACGGGUUCGCUGGAUGGCAGCAUGAAGUCAUUAUCGUGACCAUCAACAAGCAGAAAUACCUGGUCGACGUCGGUUUUGGUAGCGGUUCCCCCAUCUACCCCAUUCCUCUAGAUCUCGACAACCCGCGACCUCACGCCUCCGUACCCGGGGCCGAAGUCCGCCUCGUACACAGGCCCAUUGCCUCCAACACAGAUCAAACCCAGAAACUUUGGGUUCUCGAGACCCGUAACAAGACCCACCAAACUUGGCAGGGCGGCUACUGCUUCGCUGACCUGGAAUGGCUUCCUAUGGACUUCGAGAUCAUCAACUACCGCACGAGCCAAGACCCAGCGAGUUGGUUCACGCACCGUCUCGUCCUGGUACGCAUUCUCGUGGAUGACGAGACGAAGACAGAGGCCACGGGGACCGUCGUCCUGUCUGGGACUGUCUUUGAGCGGAGGCUGGGUGAAGGACCCAAGGAAGUCGUCCUGGAUGCGAAGUCCGAGAAAGAGCGGAUUGCAGGUCUAAAGACCUGGUUCGGGAUCGAGCUCAACCCAGACGAGCAGAGAGGUAUUGCGGGUACCGCCGCCGAGGUCAGGCAGCCGGUCAGUGUAUAG
Messenger RNA from Fonsecaea nubica, 1014 nucleotides. RefSeq lists its product as hypothetical. The record is from RefSeq and is a predicted model, not a curated record. NCBI's taxonomy places the organism in Eukaryota, Fungi, Ascomycota, Eurotiomycetes, Chaetothyriales, Herpotrichiellaceae. The coding region runs from base 1 to 1014 and encodes 337 amino acids. The transcript is spliced from 3 exons. Gene Ontology annotation, molecular function: acetyltransferase activity.